Messenger RNA from Pochonia chlamydosporia 170, 1254 nucleotides. Its product is annotated as aspartate protease. Bases 1 to 1254 code for a protein of 417 amino acids. NCBI's taxonomy places the organism in Eukaryota, Fungi, Ascomycota, Sordariomycetes, Hypocreales, Clavicipitaceae. Gene Ontology annotation, molecular function: aspartic-type endopeptidase activity. The transcript has 2 exons. Gene Ontology annotation, biological process: proteolysis. The record is from RefSeq and is a predicted model, not a curated record.
AUGCAAACCUUCGGAGCCUUCAUUGCCUCUCUCGCUGUGGCUGGCAACUUUGCCGCUGCUCUACCUGCAGCAGGCCAAAGCCAAACGUUUACAGUAAACGCCGUCCACAACAAGCACUUCAAGCCCAACGGCCCUCUUGCUCUCGCCAAGGCGUACAACAAGUACAACGUUCCUUUGCCCAACGAUCUUGCUUCCGUCAUUACACGCAUCGAGAAGAGUCUCGGACUGGAGAAGCGCCAGGGUAACGGCAACGGUACAGGCUCCGAUCCUGCCAAGCCUCCUCCCGGUGAAGGAGACCUGGAGUACCUCGCUGAAGUCGAUAUCGGCACACCUCCCCAGAAGUUGUUCCUCGACUUUGAUACGGGCUCAAGUGAUCUCUGGGUCUUCAGCAGCGAGACGCCAAAGACCCAAGUUAACGGUCAGAAGAUUUACGACAUCAAGUCCAGCUCUUCUGCUAAGCAGGUCGACGGCGCUACCUGGAACAUCAAGUACGGCGAUGGUAGCAGCUGCAACGGUGAUGUCUACCUCGACCAGGUUACCAUCGGUGGAUUGACCGUUAAGCAGCAAGCUGUUGAGUCUGCCAAGACUGUAUCCGACCAGUUCACCAAGGGAUCUCCUCAAAUGUCUGGCCUCUUGGGUCUAGCAUUCGAUCAGAUCAACACUGUUAAGCCUGAGCAACAAAAGACGUGGUUCUCCAACAUCAAGGGCAGCCUUAAGGCUCCUCUCUUCACUGCUAACCUGAAGCACGCCGCCGAUGGUACCUACAACUUCGGUUACAUCGACGACUCCGAGCACAGUGGCGAUAUUGCAUACACCGACGUCGACAGCAGCCAAGGAUUCUGGGGCUUCACUGCCUCCGGUUAUGCCGUCGGCGAUGGAGACCUGCAGUCCUCUGAGAUUCAGGGCAUUGCCGACACGGGCACCACCCUUCUUCUCAUCGACGACAAGAUCGUCGACGAUUACUACUCCAAGGUUCAGGGCGCCAAGCAGGACCAGCAGCAGGGCGGUUACGUUUUCGACUGCAGCUCCAAGCUCCCUGACUUUAGCUUUGGCGUUGGCAAGACCAAGAUCACCAUCCCAGGCACUAUCGUCAACUAUGCGCCUAUCGAGGAAGGCAGCUCGACUUGCUUUGGUGGCAUCCAGGCCAGUGGCCAGAUUGGUCUCAACAUCUUUGGCGAUAUUGCACUGAAGGCCGCUCUUGUUGUCUUUGAUGCUGGUGGCAACCGUCUUGGCUGGGGUCCCAAGAAGGCUUAA